Molecule: messenger RNA, 5593 nt
Organism: Linum trigynum
Lineage: Eukaryota; Viridiplantae; Streptophyta; Magnoliopsida; Malpighiales; Linaceae
Source: the annotation of a GenBank genome assembly
GUUAAGCAUCGAUUUGGGCCAAUUUAUUUUCGGAUGGCAUUUUCGUAAUUUCUUGGGCGACGAAAGGCCAUUUUCUUUGGAUAUUGAAGGCUACAGAUCAUGGAUUCGGCCUGAGGCUAUUCUCCAACGAUGAUUGAGUCCAUUAAGCACCGAUUUGGGCGGAAUUAUUCCGGGUCAAUUUUGGGCAGAUUCCAAAGGGACACCAUCACAGAUUUCGGGCGAUUUAUCCGAAAUGCCAUUUUCUUUUGAUUCUGGAGGCUACAGAUCACUGAAUCAGGCGGAGGCUAUUCUCCCCCGAUAAUGAAGUCUAUUGAUCCUAUUCUCCACGGAUGAUAAGUUCGUUAAGCAUCGAUUUGGGCCAAUUUAUUUUCGGAUGGCAUUUUCGUAAUUUCUUGGGCGACGAAAGGCCAUUUUCUUUGGAUAUUGAAGGCUACAGAUCACCGAUUCGGCCUGAGGCUAUUCUCCAACGAUGAUUGAGUCCAUUAAGCACGGAUUUGGGCGGAUAUAUUCCAGGUUAAUUUUUUGCAGAUUCCAAAGGGGUACCAUCACAGAUUUCAGGCGAUUUAUCCGAAAUGCCAUUUUCUUUCGAUUCUGGAAGCUACAGAUCACAGAAUCAGGCGGAGGCUAUUCUCCACCGAUAAUGAAGUCUAUUGAACCUAUUCUCCACGGAUGAUAAGUCCGUUAAGCAUUGAUUUGGGCCAAUUUAUUUUCGGAUGACAUUUUCGUAAUUUCUUGGGUGACGAAAUGCCAUUUUCUUUGGAUAUUGAUGGGUACAGAUCACGGAUUCGGCCUGAGGCUAUUCUCCAAUGAUGAUUGAGUCCAUUAAGCACCGAUUUGGGAUGAUUUAUUUCGGUUCAAUUUUUGGUAGAUUCCAAAGGGGUACCAUCACAGAUUUCGGGCGAUUUAUCCGAAAUGCCAUUUUCUUUCGAUUCUAGAGGCUACAGAUCACGGAAUCAGGCGGAGGCUAUUCUCCACCGAUAAUGAAGUCUAUUGAUCCUAUUCUCCACGGAUGAUAAGUCCGUUAAGCAUCGAUUUGGCCAAUUUAUUUUCGGAAGGCAUUUUCGUAAUUUCUUGGGCGACGAAGGGCCAUUUUCUUUGGAUAUUGAAUGCUACAGAUCACGGAUUCGGCCUGAGGCUAUUCUCCAACAAUGUUUGAGUCCAUUAAGCACCGAUUUGGGCGGAUUUAUUCCGGGUCAAUUUUUGGCAGAAUCCAAAGGGGUACCAUCAUAGAUUUCGGGCGAUUUAUCCGAAAUGCCAUUUUCUUUCGAUUUUGGAGGCUAUAGAUCACGGAAUCAGGCAGAGGCUAUUCUCCAUCGAUAAUGAAGUCUAUUGAUCCUAUUCUCCACGGAUGAUAAGUCCGUUAAGCAUCGAUUUGGGCCAAUUUAUUUUCGGAUGGCAUUUUCGUAAUUUCUUGGGCGACGAAAGGCCAUUUUCUUUGGAUAUUGAAGGCUACAGAUCACGGAUUCGGCCUGAGGCUAUUCUCCAACGAUGAUUGAGUCCAUUAAGCACCGAUUUGGGCGGAUUUAUUCCGGGUCAAUUUUUGCAGAUUCCAAAGGGGUACCAUCACAGAUUUCGGGCGAUUUAUCCGAAAUGCUAUUUUCUUUCGAUUCUGGAGGCUACAGAUCACGGAAUCAGGCGGUGGCUAUUCUCCACCGAUAAUGAAGUCUAUUGAUCCAAUUCUCCACGGAUGAUAAGACCGUUAAGGAUCCAUUUGGGCCAAUUUAUUUUCGGAUGGCAUUUUUGUAAUGUCUUGGGCGACGAAAGGCCAUUUUCUUUGGAUAUUGAAGGCUACAGAUCACGGAUUCGGCCUGAGGCUAUCUCCAACGAUGAUUGAGUCCAUUAAGCACCGAUUUGGGCGGUUUUAUUCCGGGUCAAUUAUUGCCAGAUUCCAAAGGGGUACCAUCACAGAUUCGGGCGAUUUAUCCGAAAUGCCAUUUUCUUUCGAUUCUGGAGGCUACAGAUCACGGACUCAGGCGGAGGCUAUUCUCCACCGAUAAUGAAGUCUAUUGAUCCUAUUCUCCACGGAUGAUAAGUUCAUUAAGCAUCGAUUUGGGCCAAUUUAUUUUCGGAUUGCAUUUUCGUAAUUUCUUGGGCGACGAAAGUCCAUUUUCUUUGGAUAUUGAAGGCUACAGAUCACGGAUUCGGCCUGAGGCUAUUCUCCAACGAUGAUUGAGUCCAUUAAGCACCGAUUUGGGCGGAUUUAUUCCGGGUCAAUUUUUGCCAGAUUCCAAAGGGGUACCAUCACAGAUUCGGGCGAUUUAUCCGAAAUGCCAUUUUCUUUCGAUUCUGGAGGCUACAGAUCACGGACUCAGGCGGAGGCUAUUCUCCACCGAUAAUGAAGUCUAUUGAUCCAAUUCUCCACGGAUGAUAAGUCCGUUAAGCAUUGAUUUGGGCCAAUUUAUUUUCGGAUGACAUUUUCGUAAUUUCUAGUGUGACGAAAGGCCAUUUUCUUUGGAUAUUGAAGGGUACAUAUCACGGAUUCGGCCUGAGGCUAUUCUCCAACGAUGAUUGAGUCCAUUAAGCACCGAUUUGGGCGGAUUUAUUCCGGGUCAAUUUCUGGCAGAUUCCAAAGGGGUACCAUAACAGAUUUAAGGCGAUUUAUCCGAAAUGCCAUUUUCUUUCGAUUCUGGAAGCUACAGAUCACGGAAUCAGGCGGAGGCUGUUCUCCACCGAUAAUGAAGUCUAUUGAUCCUAUUCUCCACGGAUGAUAAGUUCGUUAAGCAUCGAUUUGGGCCAAUUUAUUUUCGGAUUGCAUUUUCGUAAUUUCUUGGGUGACGAAAGUCCAUUUUCUUUGGAUAUUGAAGGCUACAGAUCACGGAUUCGGCCUGAGGCUAUUCUCCAACGAUGAUUGAGUCCAUUAAGCAUCGAUUUGGGCGGAUUUAUUCCGGGUCAAUUUUUGGCAGAUUCCAAAGGGGUACCAUCACAGAUUUCGGGCGAUUUAUCCGAAAUGCCAUUUUCUUUCGAUUCUGGAGGAUACAGAUCACGGAAUCAGGCGGAGGCUAUUCUCCACCGAUAAUGAAGUCUAUUGAUCCUAUUCUCGACGGAUGAUAAGUCCGUUAAGCAUCGAUUAGGGCCAAUUUAUUUUCGGAUGGCAUUUUCGUAAUUUCUUGGGCGAUGGAAAGGCAAUUUACUUUGGUUAUUGAAGGCUACAGAUCACGGAUUCGGGCUGAGGCUAUUCUCCAACGAUGAUUGAGUCCAUUAAGCACCGAUUUGGGCGGAUUUAUUCCCGGUCAAUUUUUGGCAGAUUCCAAAGGGGUACCAUCACAGAUUUCGGGCGAUUUAUCCGAAUUGCCAUUUUCUUUCUAUUCUGGAGGCUACAGAUCACAGAAUCAGGCGGAGGCUAUUCUCCACCGAUAAUGAAGUCUAUUGAUCCUAUUCUCGACGGAUGAUAAGUCCGUUAAGCAUCGAUUAUGGCCAAUUUAUUUUCGGAUGGCAUUUUCGUAAUUUCUUGGGCGAUGGAAAGGCCAUUUACUUUGGUUAUUGAAGGCUACAGAUCACGGAUUUGGCCUGAGGCUAUUCUCCAACGAUGAUUGAGUCCAUUAUGCACCGAUUUGGGCGGAUUUAUUCCGGGUCAAUUUUUGGCAGAUUCCAAAGGGGUACCAUCAUAGAUUUCAGGCGAUUUAUCCGAAAUGCUAUUUUCUUUCGAUUCUGGAAGCUACAGAUUACGGAAUCAGGCGGAGGCUAUUCUCCACCGAUAAUGAAGUCUAUUGAUCCUAUUCUCCACGGAUGAUAAGUCCGUUAAGCAUCGAUUAGGGCCAAUUUAUUUUCGGAUGGCAUUUUCGUAAUUUUUUGGGCGAUGGAAAGGCCAUUUACUUUGGUUAUUGAAGGCUACAGAUCACGGAUUCGGCCUGAGGCUAUUCUCCAACGAUGAUUGAGUCCAUUAAGCACUAAUUUGGGCAGAUUUAUUCCGGGUCAAUUUUUGGCAGAUUCCAAAGGGGUACCAUCACAGAUUUCGGGCGAUUUAUCCGAAAUGCCAUUUUCUUUCGAUUCUGGAGGAUACAGAUCACGGAAUCAGGCGGAGGCUAUUCUCCACCGAUAAUGAAGUCUUUUAAUCCUAUUCUCGACGGAUGUUAAGUCGGUUAAGGAUCGAUUAGGGCCAAUUUAUUUCCGGAUGGCAUUUUCGUAAUUUCUUGGGCGAUGGAAAGGCCAUUUACUUUGGUUAUUGAUGGCUACAGAUCACGGAUUCGGCCUGAGGCUAUUCUCUAACGAUGAUUGAGUCCAUUAAGCACCGAUUUCGGCAGAUUUAUUCCGGGUCAAUUUUUGGGAGAUUCCAAAGGAGUACCAUCACAGAUUUCGGGCGAUUUAUCCGAAAUGCAAUUUUCUUUCGAUUCUGGAGGCUACAGAUCACGGAAUCAGGCGGAGGCUAUUCUCCACCGAUAAUGAAGUCUAUUGAUCCUAUUCUCCACGGAUGAUAAGUCCGUUAAGCAUCGAUUUGGGCCAAUUUAUUUUUGGAAGGCAUUUUCGUAAUUUCUGGGCGAUUUAUCCGAAAUGCCAUUUUCUUUCGAUUCUGGAGGCUACAUAUCACGGAAUCAGGCGGAGGCUAUUCUCCACCGAUAAUGAAGUCUAUUGAUCCUAUUCUCCACGGAUGAUAAGUCCGUUAAGCAUCGAUUUAGGCCAAUUUAUUUUCGGAUGGCAUUUAUGUAAUUUCUUGGGCGACGAAAGGCCAUUUUCUUUGGAUAUUGAAGGAUACAGAUCACGGAUUCGGCCUGAGGCUAUUCUCCAACGAUGAUUGAGUCCAUUCAGCACCGAUUUGGGCGGAUUUAUUCCGGGUCAAUUAUUGGCGGAUUCCAAAGGGGUACCAUCACAGAUUUCGGGCGAUUUAUCUGAAAUGCCAUUUUCUUUCGAUUCUGGAGGCUACAUAUCACGGAAUCAGGAGGAGGCUAUUCUCCACCGAUAAUGAAGUCUAUUGUUCCUAUUCUCCACGGAUGAUACGUCCGUUAAGCAUCGAUUUGGGUCAAUUUAUUUUUGGAUGGCAUUUUCGUAAUUUCUUGGGCGACGAAAGGCCAUUUUCUUUGGAUAUUGAAGGCUACAGGCACGUAUUCGGCCUGAGGCUAUUCUCCAACGAUGAUUGAGUCCAUUAAGCACCGAUUUGGGCGGAUAUAUUCCGGGUCAAUUUUUGGCAGAUUCCAAAGGGGUGCCAUCACAGAUUUCGGGCGAUUUAUCCGAAAUGCCAUUUUCUUUCGAUUCUGGAGGCUACAGAUCACUGAAUCAGGCGGAGGCUAUUCUCCACCGAUAAUGAAGUCUAUUGAUCCUAUUCUCCACGAAUGAUAAGUCUGUUAAGCAUCGAUUUGGGCCAUUUAUUUUCGGAUGGCAUUUUCAUAAUUUCUUGUGCGACGAAAGGCCAUUUUCUUUUGAUAUUGAAGGCUACUGAUCACGGAUUCGGCCUGAGGCUAUUCUCCAACGAUGAUUGAGUCCAUUAAGCAACGUUUUCGGCGGAUUUAUUCCGGGUCAAUUUUUGGCAGAUUCCCAAGGGGUUCCAUCACAGAUUUCGGGCGAUUUAUCCGAAAUGCCAUUUUCUUUCGAUUCUGGAGGCUACAGAUCACGGAAUCAGGCGGAGGCUAUUCUCCACCGAUAAUGAAGUCUAUGUAUCCUA